Molecule: messenger RNA, 516 nt
Organism: Plasmodium cynomolgi strain B
Lineage: Eukaryota; Apicomplexa; Aconoidasida; Haemosporida; Plasmodiidae
Product: ubiquitin conjugating enzyme
Exons: 4
Coding region: 1-516 (171 amino acids)
Biological process (GO): protein sumoylation
Cellular component (GO): nucleus
Molecular function (GO): SUMO conjugating enzyme activity
Source: RefSeq, a predicted model, not a curated record
AUGUCUAUUGCGAAAAAGAGGUUAGCACAGGAACGGGCGGAAUGGAGGAAGGAUCACCCCGCUGGAUUUUCGGCCAAGUAUAGCCCCAUGAGUGAUGGGAAGGGUCUCGACAUCAUGAAAUGGAUCUGCAAAAUACCAGGCAAAAAGGGAGGUCUAUGGGAAGGAGGCGAAUUCCCGCUAACUAUGGAAUUCACGGAGGAUUACCCCAGCAAGCCCCCCAAGUGCAAAUUCACCACGGUAUUAUUCCACCCGAACAUUUACCCAUCAGGUCACCCUCACAACGCAUCUCUUACCCCUAACACAGGAACCGUAUGCUUGUCUAUCCUAAAUGAAGAUGAGGAUUGGAAACCCUCUAUAACAAUAAAGCAGAUUCUGUUGGGUAUUCAGGAUCUGUUGGAUAAUCCCAACCCGAAUUCGCCUGCACAAGCGGAGCCGUUUCUCCUGUACCAACAGGACAGAGACUCUUACGAAAAGAAGGUCAAAAAGCAGGCCAUGGAGUUUAGGCCGAAGGACUGA